AUGGAGACCAUGCACGAAAUCAUCCCUUUCGCCAAGGAGAUGCUGGCGCAAAAGCCUAGCCGCCGUAUGCUGAAGGUGUACCUUGUGGGCACCGUGGUGGCCUUCUUGGGCAUGGUUCUGGGCCUGGUGGAAACCGUCUGCCAGUCCUUCUCCUCCGGAGAGCCGCUGGACGCAGAGCUCGUUCAGUUGAUGGCUCGGGAGCAGAGGGCACUCGAGACGGAGGAGAGAAGGAGACAGGAGGAGGUGGCAACAGUUUCGGCCCCAGAGCAGAUCACCAUACCCAGGAAGCUACAGCAGGCCACGGGAGCGCAUAGAAGCGCAGGUGCAGCCAACCGACUGCACGCCUCGUAA
Molecule: messenger RNA, 351 nt
Organism: Salvelinus namaycush (lake trout)
Lineage: Eukaryota; Metazoa; Chordata; Actinopteri; Salmoniformes; Salmonidae
Product: G0/G1 switch protein 2-like
Exons: 1
Coding region: 1-351 (116 amino acids)
Source: RefSeq, a predicted model, not a curated record